Dermacentor andersoni is the source of this 1080-nucleotide messenger RNA. RefSeq names its product TBP-associated factor 9 (gene Taf9). The record is from RefSeq and is a predicted model, not a curated record. Gene Ontology annotation, molecular function: RNA polymerase II general transcription initiation factor activity; protein heterodimerization activity; transcription coactivator activity. Lineage: Eukaryota; Metazoa; Arthropoda; Arachnida; Ixodida; Ixodidae. Gene Ontology annotation, biological process: RNA polymerase II preinitiation complex assembly; DNA-templated transcription initiation. Gene Ontology annotation, cellular component: SAGA complex; transcription factor TFIID complex.
UCGGUGUGUGUCGGCUUGUUAGCAUGACCGCUAGAGUAGCUAGUGGGCUGGAGGUCCGUGCCAGUUUGUGCCUCUGUUCACACUUCGUUUUUUAAACCAGUUUUAGCUCGCAUGGUGCUUCAUUCUAGGCUGUCGCUUGUUAUCCAUAUAACUGCCAUACGAUGGCGGCCCCGAAAAGCACACCGAAGGAUGCCCAAGUCAUGAGUGCAAUACUGAAGGACAUGGGGAUAUUGGAUUAUGAACCGAGAGUCAUAAACCAGAUGCUGGAAUUCACUUACCGUUAUGUUACGAAUAUCCUCGAGGACGCCAGAUUGUUUUCGAACCAUGCGAAGAAGAGAGCUGUUGACGUCGAUGACGUGCGUUUGGCUAUUCAGAUGCAAGCAGAAAAAACGUUCACAUCGCCGCCACCGAGAGACCUAUUGAUGGAAAUCGCGCGUCAGAAGAACAGCACGCCGUUACCACUUAUAAAAGCGAAUGCUGGACCCCGUCUUCCGCCGGAUAGGUACAGCCUAACUGCUUGCAACUAUCGAUUGAAGUCUGCGAAAAAGCCAAGAAUCCAGGUUGGUCUUCCACCACAGCUAGGGCUAACUAUGCAAGCAAACAGCGCAGCAGGUUUAUCAAAAGUCACACCUGCAUUGAGCCUUAACAGCAAGACAGGUGCUACACUUGCUGUCGUCAGCAAGUCAGCAGCUGCACCAACAGUGACAAUUGUGUCUCGUCCUGCCACAACCAACAAAACGCAUCCGACUCCCAUCAUCAAACUCUCUCAACGCCCACCCCUCAAUGUGAGUACAGCGGUGUCAUCAGCAGCACCCACACCAAUUGUGCAAGUGACAGCCGCACCACAGCCUGCACCGCCGGCUCCCACCACAGCUGCAGCAGUGCCUGCAACUGAAGCUGUCGCCAGUGCACCAGUCAUCACCACAGCUACCACAGAACCUGCAACUCAGCCAUCGGUGCCGCUGCCUAUCAUCAACAUUAAGAGUGAAACACCCUCUGAAAUCAAUGACAAAAAGCGGAAGCGUGAAGAGGACGAUGACUAUGAUGCUAUUGAAUGAAUAAAUGGUGGACAUUUGUUCA